Messenger RNA from Cajanus cajan (pigeon pea), 1739 nucleotides. RefSeq names its product 3beta,22alpha-dihydroxysteroid 3-dehydrogenase. The record is from RefSeq and is a predicted model, not a curated record. Lineage: Eukaryota; Viridiplantae; Streptophyta; Magnoliopsida; Fabales; Fabaceae. Gene Ontology annotation, biological process: multicellular organism development; brassinosteroid biosynthetic process; brassinosteroid homeostasis. Gene Ontology annotation, molecular function: heme binding; oxidoreductase activity, acting on paired donors, with incorporation or reduction of molecular oxygen; iron ion binding.
UCUGAGCACUGGGCACAGCUACCCCCCACCCCCUCGUGCGCUCCUUCACUCUUCCAUUAAUACCCUUUCUCUCUCUCUCUCUCUAACAAUUUUAACUUCUUUUUAUAUUCACACAGUUUUUCUCUACUGCCUCUUCAUUUUUUCCUCUCCUCUGUCACACCAAUGGUUUCUCUUCCCACGCUCCUCUCCUUCGCCGCCAUCCUCGCCGGCUUCCUCCUCCUCCGCCGCGCCUCACGCCGCCGCCACCUCCGCCUGCCGCCGGGGAGCUACGGCCUCCCGUUCAUCGGCGAGACGCUGCAGCUGAUAUCCGCGUACAAGAGCGACAAUCCGGAGCCCUUCAUGGACGAGCGCGUGCGGCGGUACGGACCGAUCUUCUCGACGCACGUGUUCGGCGAGGCGACGGUGUUCUCGGCGGACCCUGAGACGAACCGGUUCAUUCUCCAGAACGAAGGGAAGCUUCUGGACUGCAGUUAUCCCGGUUCGAUAUCGAACCUGCUCGGGAAACACUCUCUUCUGUUGAUGAAAGGCACUCUCCACAAGAGAAUGCACUCACUCACCAUGAGCUUCGCCAACUCCUCCAUCCUCAAGGAUCACCUUCUCCAUCACAUCGAUCGCCUCAUCUGCCUCAACCUGGAUACCUGGUCCAAUCGCGUUCUGCUCAUGGAACAGGCCAAGAAGAUAACAUUUGAGCUGACAGUGAAGCAGUUGAUGAGCUUUGACCCUGAUGAAUGGACUGAGAGUUUAAGGAAAGAGUAUGUUCUUGUGAUUGAAGGAUUCUUCACCGUCCCUUUUCCUCUAUUCUCUACCACAUACCGCAGAGCCAUCAAGGCAAGAACAAAGGUGGCAGAGGCACUAACUUUGGUAGUGAGGCAGAGGAGAAAAGAGUAUGAAGAUGGAAAAGAGAAAAAGAAUGACAUGCUUGGGGCACUGUUGGCCUCUGGUGACCACUUUUCCGACGAGCAAAUAGUGGAUUUUCUGUUGGCUUUGCUCGUCGCCGGUUAUGAGACCACCUCUACCAUAAUGACUCUCGCUAUCAAGUUCCUCACUGAGACUCCUCUGGCCUUGGCACAGCUCAAGGAAGAGCAUGACCAAAUCAGAGCAAGGAGUGACCCACAGGCACCACUGGAAUGGACGGAUUACAAGUCAAUGGCAUUUACUCAAUGCGUUGUAAAUGAGACCUUGAGGGUGGCAAACAUAAUUGGUGGGAUAUUUAGGAGAACAACGACAGACAUCAACAUAAAAGGUUACACUAUUCCUAAGGGAUGGAAGGUCUUUGCAUCAUUUCGUGCUGUGCAUCUGAAUCCUGAACAUUAUAAAGAUGCACGCACAUUCAAUCCCUGGAGAUGGCAGAGUAACUCAUCAGAAUCAGCAAAUCCUGGGAAUGUUUAUACACCGUUUGGAGGAGGACCACGGUUGUGCCCUGGCUAUGAGCUAGCCAGAGUUGUACUUUCUGUCUUCCUUCACCGUUUUGUCACUCGCUUCAGUUGGGUUCCUGGUGAGGAAGAUAAGUUGGUGUUUUUCCCAACAACAAGGACGCAGAAGAGGUAUCCUAUUAUUGUGAACCGUAGAGACUAAAGAGUGCAGACCAAUCUAUAGCAAUAUCAAAAUUAAGGGGACAACAGAUAGAGAAGGGCAAAAAGAAAGCCGAGAGUAAAUGAAUUUAAUAAGUUUAUGUUCAUUAUAUAGAAUAAAUAAUAAAAUUAUAUCUUUCAGUUUAGCAGUUCAUAUGUGGUUUUAAU